AUGACAGUAGAGCCACCUCCUUGCCCGGAGCCGGAGGUGAUAGGACUAGCUUCCUCGACGACGACGCACUUCGUACCGCGACCACAGCAAGAGGAGAUGAUGUUGAGCGCUAGGAUUAGCCGCGACGUGGACCACACCUCCAUGCCGCACUUUCCGCGCGGACACACGCAGCCGCUGUUGCGACGGCAAAGACGGGAACUACAGAAUCAACGGCGGUCUGAUCCUGCCAGCUGCAUCCUCGUGGACGAUACCACUAAUAAAGAAACCGGUCGCGCGCACACCCCGGUGGGACCCACGUGCGACCCCUGUUGCGUGAUGACGGUCGGGCGCGCGCGCGGGUUGGGGUGUUGCGAGCAGGGACUGUGCGAGCCGUGUCUGUGCGAGGACAACUGGAACCCGAAGCCGUUUUCCGCCGUGGAGCGCAACGUGUGCGACGGCCGCGUGCGAGCCUGCCUGCUGUGCUGCUGCGUGUCCUGCUACAUCCCCUACCACUGCGGCCCGGCCUGCGCCCUGCAGCCGGGCUGCGCAGAGGCCGCCGCAGCGGAUUUCUGCGCAGAAUCCCGUCGCACCGCUGCCGCGGCGAGGGCGGUGCGCGAGGGAAUGGUCGGCGUCGGCGCGAUAUCAAACAGGAAAGUACUUACUGUUACACCCAGCUGUAGGCUUGGUGCCAUAUCAGAAGACUAAGUAUUUGUCCUCGUGAAAUUUUUGGCAUCACAGACACAGUGCCUAUUGUUUGUCCAGAAGCAGUUUAUUUUUUGGCUUCAUUUUUGAUUUUGUCAUUCGCUGUGGCUUCUCGCAUUUGCGUUUUGCAUGACCACAAAUGAGCGUCUCCAUAUUUCUUUUCUCUGAAUGACAGCGACGUGCGGCCACUUCAACAUAUACAAAUUCGUAUUCGUUUUUUUCUGGUUGUACAACUAUGUGGGUACUUUUCUCCAUGAUACGCUUCCUGCGGGGUCUGCUGUAGCCUGAAAAUGUUGCGUGGCUACUGCAACAAGGCUGCGGAGUUGCAGAAGGUACUGUAUAAUACUCUGAUUUGCCUGUCGUGCGGCCGUUUUGUUCUGGACAUGCAUAGUGGGACGAGAUCAAGGGAAGUUCUUAUGUAAUAUUUUUGGAGCUUGUGAAUCGCUACAAUGCCCGCCAUGAUCAUCAUUCCCUGCUUUAUUAUUGCCACAGGCCUGGAAUUUGCAGCUUCACGAGGUGCCGCAGCACCACGGAGGACAGAGUAGUGUCGUGCACGGGUCGACGUCCCGAGCAGAAGUGACUUUGGUACAACAACAGCCGGGGACCACGACUUCUACACCAGGUCGCGUGCUACUUACUCCUGGUACCACGUCUGCAACAGAAACUUCUACGACGCCUGGCGCUGCUCAACACGACGACAGCCACCACCUCUCUCGGUGCGACCACUGUUUCCGUGGCGUGUCGCUGACGUUCGCCGGGUAUCAAAUGUAAAAAUGUCUGGGUCUGGAACAGUCAUGCUGUUUUUGCAUGACACAGAAGGUCUGGCAUGGAAUAUCUAGCAUCACUGGUUUCGAGAAGCUUCCGCAAUGCCGAAUCCGCAUGACACAUCCCCCACUUUGGUGACAGAAACUGGGCAGCUUUUGCUACCUAUGCAUGAGAGAUUUUUCUGUGUGCUGAAAUGCGCAUCACAAGUUUGUAUUCUUCCAGACCCAGACAUUUUUACAGUUGAUACCGGGUACUCGGAGGCGUGGGCCCGUGCCGCUGCGGGCGAGUAUCAUAUGUAAAAGCGUCUUCGCCCGAUAGUCAAGUUGGGAACUUAGCAACACAACUCCAGAAGUUUUGGGAGCCACGCAUGACAAGUUGCAGUCCGUAGUGUAGUGCAGGUCGGCAACGGAGAUCGCAUCACAAAUCUAUCUGCUGAUCCUGUUUUCAGCAUUACAAAUAACAAAACACGAUUGAAAAUGCCUUUCUUGGGUCAGCGCAUUGCAAAUGUUCCUAUAGAAUCGCAAAUCGAAAUCUGCAUGACAACUCUGGGGUGGGGACAUUUUUACACAGAAUAACGAGGGCUGGUUGUUUCCGGAUACCUGCAAUCAGCUGCAGAAAGUGGAGGAGUUGGAAAGAGUCUGCGAAGAAAUGAGGACCAAAUGCAGGACUGUUUGAGAUGGAACGCAUGAAGAUCCUGGUGGAGAAGUUGGAACAACGCAUAUUAGAAGAAACCUGCGCCGUUGCCGGAGAAUAGAUGUAGUUCUCGACCCGGCGUGCGCGAACCUGCAAUUUUGAUGCAUGAACGAAAGGUAUUUUUGAUUUUUUUGAUGAAUAAACAUUUUUACAGCUGCUUGGGGACGAUCUUGAUCUAGAUGUACUUACUCAGGCUCACCAAGAAAGAGGAUCGGUCCACUACUUCGCGCCGGAUCGAUCUUCUGUCUUCUGCUGUUGACCUUUUUGCCGCCUGAGAUUUUUGUCCAUGAGAUGAAUGACUGGCGUUCAGAAACGUCUUCUCGUCUCAGAUUGAAUGAACAAUGACAAAAUGACUAAAUGAGCACAUUAUUUGAAACCACUGGUGACGCAUGACACCUAGGGUUACGUUUUCUCUGUUACAGCUUGCUUUACACUUGUUUCAUCAAUACAUUUCGCGAAUUAUUCUACUUGAUUUCAACGUUUGACUAAACCUGUUUUCCUUUUCUGAUGAUCACAAUUUCUAUAGAUCUGUAUCUUACAACUUGACGCCAGUUUCCGUCCUCACUUGCAAUUCUCUAUUGUGUUGGUGACCUGCGGUAGGGGUGUAGGUAGUGUCAGCAGCACGACGAUGAGGCGAAGACAUCGAGUUAUUGAAAGUAUCACACUGGUGAUCGACGCUAGGGCUAGCUAGCGCUAACUUUAUUGCCAUUUUGACAGCUAAUGUUGACGACUUUGAAACUAGUAUGCUGUAAAAUAUUUCAAGCACCACGAGUCGUCUCAUGAGUAUCUAUGUAUGUAUUAUUUAUGUAUAGAAGAUUUACUGAUUUAGAACGGUGAAAAUGAAAUUGAAUAUAGAAGAAGAAGCAAAGGGGAGAGAACAGCAGCAGCACGGAAUUUUUUGCUUUGCCCAGAAACAAAAGUUUGAGGACAAAUGGAAACAGAUUUUGACGCCGGAAGCUACUACUACGCGGAGCGGGACC
This is a messenger RNA of Amoebophrya sp. A120, 3119 nucleotides long. Lineage: Eukaryota; Dinophyceae; Syndiniales; Amoebophryaceae. The record is from the annotation of a GenBank genome assembly.